This is a messenger RNA of Xyrauchen texanus (razorback sucker), 493 nucleotides long. RefSeq names its product trypsin inhibitor ClTI-1-like. Gene Ontology annotation, molecular function: serine-type endopeptidase inhibitor activity; protein binding. NCBI's taxonomy places the organism in Eukaryota, Metazoa, Chordata, Actinopteri, Cypriniformes, Catostomidae. The transcript has 4 exons. Bases 91 to 324 code for a protein of 77 amino acids. The record is from RefSeq and is a predicted model, not a curated record.
UGGGUGGGUACAAAAGCGCAAUAAAUAGACUUCACUCAGACCCGAGGGCGAUUGAUUACACAGUCAAGAUAUCCCUCUACACAUAUUAUAAUGCUGGCUCGGAUUUGUUUGGUAUUCUGCUUGGCAGCUUUGGCAACAGCAGCUGUCAUUCCUGAUGGCUCAAAAGUGCCUGACUGUUCUGCAUACCACCUGCCCAUCUGCACCCGAGAGUAUAACCCUGUGUGUGGUACUGAUGGGUUUACUUACCCUAACGAAUGCUCACUGUGUCUGGAAAAUAUGGAGUUAAAGGUCAACACACUGAUCUCCAGAAAGGGUGAAUGCUGAGACCCAAAUACGCCCAUUUUUUUGGGGAAUGUGAAAAGGCUUUGGUUGAAUUGCAUCUUUUAUUUUUAACCAAAUUAAGUUUUAACCCUAAGUUGAAGCGUUUGAUCCCUUUUAUUGUAUAUCCAUUCAAUUUUAAUCGAACAAAUGCAUGAAUAAAGCCUUAUAAGUA